Pseudopodoces humilis (Tibetan ground-tit) is the source of this 5522-nucleotide messenger RNA. The record is from RefSeq and is a predicted model, not a curated record. NCBI's taxonomy places the organism in Eukaryota, Metazoa, Chordata, Aves, Passeriformes, Paridae.
GAGCGCUGGCCCGGCGGCCCGCGGGGAUGCUGCGCUACAGCUCCGGGCUCACGGUCACCGCCACCACCCCCCGGAGGCCGCCGGGCGACGGUGGCCGCUCCCGGCGGAAGAUGAAUGUGUGCAGGCUACGCUUAACAGUGCCACCUGAUGAAGUGUCACAGCCUGAGCAGGGACCAAAGGAAACUGAGAGAAAGAAAAGUGAGCUCUACCAUGUACCAAAUGGGAUGUCUCCAGGGAAGCUCUCUCAUGGGAUGGUGUAUGGUGUUGUGCACCGAACUGACAACAACCAUAAGAGAGAAAUGGUGGUUUAUGGCUGGUCAGCUGACCAGCUGAAAGAGGAGAUGAAUUACAUUAAAGAAGUGAGAGCAACUCUGGAAAAAGUAAGAAAGAAAAUGUAUGGUGAAUAUGAUGAAAUGAAACGAAAAAUACAGCAGCUUACAAAUGAACUGAAAGUGACAAAUGCUCAUCAGGAAUCCUUAGAGAAUCAUGUGCGAGUGCAGGCUGCAGCCUUAGAUAGCUUUAGCGAAAUGAACAGCUCCUUGACAUCAGCAUCAAUAGACUUGCAGAAAACUCUAGUGGAUGUUACAUUGGAGAACACUGACAUAAGGGAACAAAUAAGGAAUUUAAAACAUACACAUGAGCAAUCUAUGGAAAAGCUGAGAGAAAAGCAAAAGCAACUGGAAACGGCACAAAUUGAAAAUCAGUUACUGAAAUUAAAGGUGGAAUCAUCACAGGAAGCCAAUGCUGAAGUCAUGAGAGAGAUGACCAGAAAGCUGUAUAGUCAGUAUGAGGAAAAAAUGCGAGAAGAGGAACAGAAACACAAGGCUGAGAAAGAAAUGCUCCUGGAGGAAACAAAUCGGCUUCUGAAGGCUAUUGAGGAGGCAAAUAAGAAGAUGCAGAUUACAGAAACAAGCAUACAGGAGAAAGACCAGAGAAUUGGUGAGCUGGACCGGCUGAUUGAACGCAUGGAAGAGGAACGUCACCAGCUGCAAAAACAACUUGAAUUAAAUGAACGACAAAUAUCUGGAGCAAAAUCUGAAAACAACUCCAACAGUGAAAGGUCACAGCAUUUGGAGGAGGUAGCAGCCAGCCUGAGAGAGCGGAUCAAGCAUCUGGAUGACAUGGUCCACUGCCAGCAGAAGAAAGUCAAGCAUAUGGUUGAGGAGAUUGAAAUGCUAAGGAAGAAAGUGAAAGAAAAGGAAUUAUUUAUAAUACAGCUUUUAGACAAAAUCUCUUUCUUAGAAUGUGAGAAUAAAGAAUUACAAGAUAAACUGGACUACUUAAUGGAAAACCAACCAAAGACCAAUAUAGAAACCAAGGACACUGGUGUAGAAUGUGAUCUUCCAUACAGGAAGUUCAUUGCUAGGCUUCCGGAUAAGGGUAAGAAGAUCUCUGAUUUUGCUGAAAAGCUGAAGCUUGCCAUUUUCCAAGAGGAAGAAGUAGCCAGGACAACUGAGCUGUUAUCUGCUGUCAGGUUGGAGUUUCAGGCAAAACAGGAGGAGAUUAAUGCAAGCAAACAGGAAGCUGUCCUAACUGAGAAUGCAGUGAACAGUUCAGAUUCCUCAGUCUUUAAUGAAAACUCUAAUAUUAAAGACAUUUCUAACAUUUCUGCUGAAAGGCAGGAGGCAGAAUGUAUUGAAGAAGAUGCCACAAAUACAGCUUUGGAAAAUCAAAGGACUCAGAGGAAAAAUAAUAAAGUAAAGACUGCUACAAAGGAUCAGAAUAGUUUCUGUGACGUUGUCUCCAAGUCAGCCACAAGCAAUCACCUGGACAAUGAUCAUCAAGCCUCCCAGAGCAAUACUGAGGGUGGUACAGAAAGUACAGCUGCUUUGGACAAUAGUAAAGAAGCCUUGGUUGAUGCCUUUCAAAGAGUUACAAUUGCAGAUGGAGAAAAUAGUGAAAAAAUAUCGGAAAAAGAGCAGGAUGUGGCAAAACAUAAGGGCAAUGUAUUUGGAAGCCAGCAUCCCAAGACACCACAUUAUAUUGAAGUUCUAGAGGCCAGAGCCAAGAAUCCAGUCAUAAAAAAACCCAAAUUUAAAACAAAUGCACUAUCAGGAGAGCAGAGUGGAUCAUCUCAUGGUUCCUCAUCCAGUCGAUCACCCGGGGGAUUUGGCUCCCCAGUUCCUCCAGAAGAGAGACGACUCAGAGAUAAGAAACAUUUGGAUGACAUCACAGCAGCUCGACUGCCACCACUUCACCACUCUCCUGCUAAGCUGUUAUCCUUAGAGGAAUCCAUAGCAAUUCAGAUACAGCAAAAAGAAGCUUAUGAGGAAAUGCAAGCCAAGCUUGCAGCACAGAAGCUUGCAGAGAGACUGAAUAUAAAAAUGCUCAGGUUUGAACCAGAGGGGGAGGCCUCAAUGCAGUACAGAGAAGUGAGAGAUGAAGAUUAUUUUUCAGCAGAAGACUGAAAAACUACAUUAAAGGAUGUCUGUGGAUGAGCCAUGUAACUGAUCUUUAUGCAGUACUUCUUAAAACCCAAACCUGAAUAUUGAGAAUUCUUCAUCUAGACAGUUUUUUCUUAAAAUUUUCACUGACACCUCCAGGAAAGGUUCAGCAUAGGCAUCAUAAAUGUGCACAAUUCAAUUACUCAGUCUUCUUUGGGGACUGUAUUUUGAGCACUUGUGGCAAUUAAUCCUUGUGGAAUGCCCCACAGUUCUCAGCUUUAGCAAAGUGAAUUCUCUAGUACAGUUUUGCAAUCUAUGAUGGGUCAGCUACAAGAGAAGGUUUCUUCAAAUGUGUUUGCAAAGGGCUUUGGCAUGAAGCAUGUCCACAAAGUAAGCUGAGGUGCCUGUGAACUGCUCACGUAUAUGAAAGCUCUUGUCUCAUAUAAAUGUGAGCUACUUCUUUUACCUAUUUAAUAUUGCCUUGUUUUUAUGGUAGGGUGAAAAUGCCUGCCCAAAGACUUGCAAUAAAUACCUGAUCUUUAGGCUGUAAGGUAACUUCUUAUCACAUGAGAACUUGUUUCUGUGCCUGCACCUUAAAAUAACACUUUCCCUCAUGUUGCAAAUUGGUAAGAAUUUAAAGUUAUUUUGUAACUCAGAUUCUGUUUGGGCUUUAAGGGACUCUGCUGUUUCAUUUUUGGUUAUUAUGGCAAAGCACAUCAAGAGAUCAAGUUAAUCUGAAGACUUUACUAUUUUUAUUAAAGAUUUUUAUGUUUUUCUGUAUUUUUGUACACUGCUUUCAUACUUUGGAGGUACUAUUUUUUCAUAGUCCAAUACUUUAAAUUAAGAAAUCAACUCUCUGGAUUACUUGGAUAAAGUGUUGUGUGUAUUUUUAAGUUUUGGUUCUUAUUCGAAGACAAAAAACAACCUUCCUUACAAGACCAUAAAUAAUAAUUUGAAUUUUGAAAUAUAAGGAACAUACUUGACAAGUAUCUCACAAUGGUAUUUUCACUGUGGAUUAAGAUUUUUCUGAGCCUAGUUUGAGUUCAGUUCUUAAAAGCAAACCUCAGAAAUUCCUUGUAUAGCCUGGCAACACCAGAUUUUUUCCAAGAUGUUGCCACAGCUAUGUGUGCAGGGCUGUCCCUGAAUGUGUACAUGUUCCUCCAGAAAUGAUGUCUUUGGAAACCAAGGCUGCUCCAGCUGCAAGUCACUUAAAAAGCUCAGGAUGAAAAUGUGGGAGGAAGGUGUCAGCCACUCCUUGAGCGCAGACAGCGCUUUCCUAGCAGGCAGUAAAUCUCUCCCAAGUGCUCCACAAGCCCUCCUGGGCAGUCAGUCCCUGUGGCAGAGUCCAUCCCCUGGCACUGCAGUUGGACAGAUGGAACUGCUGCUAAGUGAACUGUGAUAUUUUUUUACUAGAUCAUCUCUUGCUCUUUCCUGAACCCUUUCCUCUUGCAACCUUCUUGUUCUCAAUGAUCAUUGCCUUCUCCUCAGCUGCUCUUCCCUUUUUCUCAUUAGGCUUACCUGCUGCCACUAAGCCCAAUCCAUAUUCUGCAUCCCUGCACCACCCAUUCCUUUCCUGUGACAUACUGCUGCGUGUGUCUGUGACUCCUGCCAUGUGUCAUGCCUCCUCCUGCCACUGCUAUCUUAUCUUGCUUUCUGGAACUCCAUCUAAAUACCAGCUGUCUACCUGGCACCUCCUUACAUGCCUCAGUCCCUUGAAUACCUCACAGAGGCCUCAAUAUCUUUGUGUUUUCCCCAUGACUGCUCUCCUGAGGCUUUCCUUAUUUCCUGUUUUGGUUUCAGACUCUGCAGGUGUUUGUCAUUUCCAGACCUUUUCACCUUUCUUCCUUCUUUUCAUACUUGGGUUUUCCCUCCUCUCUUGUCUAUGCUCCUUCUUCAUCCUCCCAGCUUCUCACCAUCACUUGUCAGCGCAAUUCUCUGGCUUGUUUUCGGCAAUUCACAUUCAUCCCCCAGCAUCCGUGUUGAUGACCCAGUGGAUCUCAGUUGUAUCUAUUUCUGUCCAGCACGUGGCUCUGACUCACGGGCCAGAGGAAUGAUCUUCUCUUGUGGAUGCAGCUCAUCUCUCAGAUCAAUGCUUUCCAUGCUGCCACCUGCUUGUCCAGCUGCGUCUUGUCAUCAGCCCUGCCAUUAUUGCAGUCUGUACUGCUCAAGGACAAGCAGCCUCAGAAUUGUAUUGGCUUUCCCUUUGCUAUUUCAUGAAACAUAAAUUACUGCUUCCAGGCUGUUUGCAUCUCUUCCCCUGGUUAGUAUCAUUGCCCUUGUCCUGUACUGAUUGUGCUGUCACACCUCUGAAAGAUGCUGGGUGUGUUUUUCUCUGUGCUGGCUUUUCUGUGCUAAAGGAAUUCACACAAAGCUACACAGGCACUUGUUUUCUAGAGUACUGAAAUUUACCUCUACCUAGUCUUCUGCUGACCACACACUUCUGCUAACUAAACCAACUCUUUUCCUUGUGCAAUUAACACAUACUUUUGCUCUCUAAACUUUGAAAAGCAUAGGCAUUUUUCUUGAUCUUUAUCUUGAUAGCAUUCAACAUGUUGGGCCUUUCCCAGAAUGAUUCCUGAAUGGUCAAACUUCACCCUUAAGGGGAGGUAGCAUGGGGUGGAAAUCACUGUGGUAACAGGUAAAGAGCAUUAUGUAUUUGUUAAACAAUUUGUAGCUGUUCAGUGCAGUUUUGGGGAGCUCUUGUGGAGGAGAGUUUUGUGUGAAUACAAAACCAAGUUAAAGAUAGGAAUUUUAAGUUAUUAUUUUAAAAUUUGUAAAACCUAGAAGCUUUCCUUGGUGCUGUUGCUUCUGAGCAGAGGUGUGCACUUGCAUUAAGAUUCUGUGAAUGAUAAGAAAGCAAAAUCAGGUUUAAAAAGAGUCCUCUUUUAAGACAGGGUGUGCAAUCUUGAAGUCUGUGGAAGGUUAGAGUACAAGAGGAUCAUGAAAGGAUUUGUUGGAUAAUAAAAGGAUGAAUAAAUGGUUUAGUCACAUUGAAAAAUACUUCUGAUUAAGUGUGGUAUUGCUGUUAUGUAUUUCAUUGUUUCCCAGUUCCAGGUCAUUUCAAAAUAUAUAUUGGGAGCUGAGGAGCUUGUUCUCUGUUUUAAGAAUGACUGAAGCUGUUAACACAGUAAAAAUAAA